AUGGAGAUUAAGGCACUACUAAUUGACAGAGAUGACCCAUUCGCGCUUGACAAAGUUGAGGUGGUCGCGCCUGGUCACAAUAAAGAGAGCAUUGUGCAAUGUUACACCUGUGCAACCAGGAGAGAACUGAGGUGGCCGCAUCUAGUAACGGUUAUGCGACGUUACACCAACGCGACCAAGAGAAAACUGAGGUGGUCGCGUUUGGUUGCAUCUAGUCAUGACUCGAUGCGGCUCAUCUAUUUGCUCGGUUGGAGGCGACCACGACCCAAGGGUCUGACGUCCAACUAUGACCGCGUCUGCAAGGUUUAUGCAUGUGGUAUUAGAGUCGGUUCAGUGGCAAUAGGAGUCUUCGACAAUACUCGUGCUCAGAAGUCGAAGAAGAUGGAGGAAAAAUGGGAGAUAUUGAGAAAAAAACUCAAUAGUGAAAUGGAAGGUUUAAAACGAGAUUUCGGUGAGAUAAAACAUGAAUUAAGGGAGGUGAACCAGCUUCUUGGUAUUCUGGUUAAUCAUUGGACCUCUGGAAAUGAGGGAUCAGCAGAACAGGAGCAAUCCGAUCAAGAGGGGAAGAACGUGAUUUGGAAAGAAGAUGAGGAAGAAUAUGAAGGAAUCCACUUCAAAUUGGAUUUCUUGUGGUCCGACGGCGAUCACUUCAGAGGAUGGGUUUACAAGGCAGAGCGUUACUUUGAAAUUGAUAAAACCAAUCCUGAGCUGAAGGUGAAGUUGGUGUUGCUGCAUCUGGGAGAUUGGGCUUUGGAGUGGCAGUGGACAUUGAUGAGAAAUAGAAGUGACAGGUGGCCAACGCGGGAAGAAGAUGUGGAAAGUUUGGAGAUCAUCUUUAGGGAAACAACUUACUCAGACCCUAUGGCAGAGCUGACAACGGGCGAGCAAGAAGAGUCCCUCCAAGCUUAUUUUAGACAAUUCAACAUAUCGGAAGGGAAAGAGGAAGAAGAGGAGAAUGAGCUUUCUGAAGAGGUAGGAGAAGGGUCUAAUGAAGAGGAGGGAUCUACCCUUGCAGAUUUCAGUAAUAAGUCUUGGCUGGGGUCCCUUAUCAACACUAUUAUUGGGAACUUGAAGCUUUCAAUUUCAAAUAUCCACAUACGAUAUGAGGAUCUUGAGAGCAAUUCUGGGCACCCAUUUGCUGCUGGUGUAACCCUGCAGAAACUCUCAGCUGUGACUGUUGAUGAUAGCGGGAAGGAGACUUUUGUUACUGGUGGUGCACUAGAUCGUAUACAAAAGUCUGUUGAACUUAAUGAGCUUGCCCUUUAUCUGGAUUCUGAUAUAUCUCCAUGGCAUAUCGAGAAGGCAUGGGAAGAUUUGCUUCCUUCUGAAUGGGUUCAGCUCUUCAAAUUUGGUACGGAGGGUGGUAAGCCUGCCGAUCAUUUAACAAGGAGACAUGCAUAUGUUUUGCAACCAAUUACUGGAAAUGCAAAGUACACUAAGAUGCGGUCAGGUGAAUCUGCUGAUAAUGGUCAGCCCUUACAGAAAGUGCUAGUGAACUUGGAUGACGUGACACUAUGUCUAUCAAAGGAUGGGUAUAGGGAUGUUCUGAAAUCAGCAGAUAAUUUUGCAGCCUUCAACCAGCGCUUGAAGUAUGCACAUUAUCGUCCAUAUGUUUCAGUAAAAUCUGAUCCAAGAUCUUGGUGGAAAUAUGCUUAUAAAGCUGUUUCUGACCAGAUGAAGAAGGGAAGUGGAAGGUUAUCAUGGGAUCAGGUUCUGAAGUAUGCUAGGUUACGUAAGAGAUACAUUUCUCUUUAUGCGUCAUUGCUUAAGUCUGACAUCAACCGACAAGUAAUUGAUGACAACAAAGAGAUUGAAGAACUUGAUCGCGAGCUUGAUAUCGAAGUCAUACUACAGUGGAGAAUGCUGGCUCAUAAGUUUGUAGAGCGUACAGAAGAAUCAGAAAAUUACCUGAAGAAACAAAAGUCCAAAAAAUCAUGGUGGUCCUUUGGAUGGAAUACUCAAUCUGUUGAUGAUGAGAGUGAGCCAGUUCAGUUCACUGAGGAGGACUGGGAACAAUUAAACAAAAUCAUUGGUUAUAGGGAGGGUGAUGAGCAAUCUGUAGCAACUAAUGAGAAACCAGAUGCUCUUCAUAUGUUUUUGGAGGUCUGCAUGAGACAUAAUGCUUCCAAGCUUUUCGAUGGGGAGCAGCAAUGUCUUGCAGAAAUAUCAUGUGAGGGCCUUAAAUGCUCUGUCAAGCUUUAUCCAGAGACCAAACUUUUUGACAUGAAAUUGGGGUCAUAUCGGUUGUCAUCGCCAAGUGGUCUCCUUGCUGAGAGUGCUACAUCUUUUGACUCUUUAGUUGCCAUCUUCUGCUACAAGCCUUUUGAUGCAAAAGUAGACUGGAGCAUGGUUGCUAAAGCUUCUCCAUGCUACAUGACUUAUCUAAAGGAUUCAAUUGAUGGAAUUGUCAAUUUCUUUGAAAGCAAUGCUGCUGUUAGUCAGACCAUAGCACUGGAAACUGCAGCUGCUGUACAGAUGACAAUUGAUGAAGUCAAACGCACUGCUCAGCAUCAAGUGAACAGAGCAUUAAAAAAUCGUGCAAGGUUCCGGCUGGACUUUGAUAUCGCAGCUCCCAAAAUAACAAUUCCAACAGAAUUUCGUCCAGAUGAUAUCCAUUCAACAAACCUUCUGCUUGACUUGGGAAAUCUGGUUAUUCGUUCACAGGAUGACUACGAAUGUAGAUCAUCUGAGGAGUUGGAUAUGUAUAUGCAGUUUGACUUGGUUUUGAGUGAUGUAUCUGCUUUUCUGGUUGAUGGUGACUAUUGUUGGAAUCUAGCCUCUUCCAAUAAGCAUGCUCGUUCCACCAACAAAAUUAGUGGAUCUUUCUUGCCUGUUAUUGAUAAAUGCGGAGUAAUCCUAAAACUUCAACAGAUUCAUAUGCCCAACCAGUCGUACCCUUCAACAAGACUUGCUGUGCGACUACCCACCCUAGGAUUUCACUUUUCUCCAGCUCGGUAUCAUAGGCUGAUGCAAGUGGUACAGAUUUUCCAGGAUAAGGAUGGUGAGAGCUCCAAUUUCCUUCGUCCUUGGGAUCAAGCUGAUUUUGAAGGAUGGCUUCCACUUCUUACCUGGAAGGGCAGAGAAGCUGUGUGGCAGCAGCGAUAUUUCUGCUUAGUUGGACCUUUUCUCUAUGUGCUCGAAAGCCCUGGUUCUAACUCUUACAAGAAGUAUAUCAGUUUGCGGGGGAAACAGAUAUAUCAAGUUCCAGAAGAGUUGGUUGGAGGAGUGGAACAUGUCUUGGCUGUUUCAGAUACUUCACGUUCCAAUGACAAGCUUGUUGUGGAGGAUGUCAAUGCACUAAUUUUAAGGUGUAAGUCUAUUGAGUCAAGGAAAGUUUGGCAAAGCCGCUUGCAGGGGGCAGCUUAUCGUGCUUCGGUAAAUCUUUUAUUUAGCUUGCGUCAAUUCCAAUAUUUUUUAUUUGACUAA
Carica papaya (papaya) is the source of this 3426-nucleotide messenger RNA. NCBI's taxonomy places the organism in Eukaryota, Viridiplantae, Streptophyta, Magnoliopsida, Brassicales, Caricaceae. The record is from RefSeq and is a predicted model, not a curated record.